GCGAGCAUAAAUACCUGCGGACGGCGUCAUUUGCUGAUCAUACCUCAGACAGGAGCAGCCAAAGCAAGUGCUCCACAAUAACAAGCCAGAAACAAACAAACACACCAUUUGAUUUUCUGAAGACACUUCUCGAUCACAAGAAUGUUGCUGCAGACAUUGUUCAUGAUCGUUUGCGGCUUGACUGCCGUCACCGCCCAACGAGUCUUGGCUCUACCCGACCCCAAGUCUUGUGCCAAACGUGUUAAACACGCCCUGUGGACCGAUCCUCUUGGCAACACUCACAACUACUUCUUCAGCUGGCUGCACCCUGCCACCGCCUCUUUGGAAGUCGAUUGGCUCGACGCCCGUAACGUCUGCCGUCGCCAUUGCAUGGACGCCGUCAGCUUGGAGACCCUCCAAGAGAACGAGUUCAUCAAGCAGCAGUUGGCUCGCUAUGGCGUCAAGUACAUCUGGACCAGCGGCCGCAAAUGCGACUUUGACGGAUGCAACCGCGCCGAUUUGCAGCCAACCAUCGUCAACGGAUGGUUCUGGUCCGGCUCUGAGGCUAAGGUCCCACCCACCGAUCAACGCGCUUUGGGAGAUUGGUCCAACACCGGUGGAGAUGGUCGUCCUCAGCCCGACAACCGCGAAGAUGACGAGGGUGAGCCUUGCUUGGCCAUCUUGAACAACUUCUACAACGAUGGCAUCAAGUGGCACGACGUCGCUUGCAGCCACGAGAAACCCUUCAUCUGCGAAGACAGCGAGCAAUUGCUCAACUUUGUCCGCUCCCGCAACCCAGAGGUCCCCCUCUAAACAUUUCGACAAACGCCUCGUUUGAUUGGAAUUUUUUUUAACAACUCGUUUAUUUUCGAAUAAGCAUUUAAAUUACGAAGAAAAAAGAAAAAAAAAACACUCAUUCAUUAAUGGCCGUAAUGCUGCGCAACGGUUCACAUGGCGAUGUACAUACAGCCAGACCUUUUUGCAAUCAAUGUUCACGCAAACACAUUCAGGGUCUCUGACGACCCGACCGUAUUGCUGCUCUUCUCCCUCCCUUAUUUUGUCUUCUACCCCACCCCCGUCCCUCAUCCAAAACCCCAGUUAUUAUCAGAAGAUUACACACACAAACACACCACCACACACACAAAAAAAGCGUAACAUUUUCUUAUGUCUCUUCCCGGCCACGCAAUACAUUCUUUUGUUACCUUAAA
Molecule: messenger RNA, 1187 nt
Organism: Daphnia pulex (common water flea)
Lineage: Eukaryota; Metazoa; Arthropoda; Branchiopoda; Diplostraca; Daphniidae
Exons: 5
Coding region: 142-792 (216 amino acids)
Source: RefSeq, a predicted model, not a curated record